Colletotrichum siamense is the source of this 951-nucleotide messenger RNA. It is a transcript of the gene DSP1, whose product is annotated as Tyrosine-protein phosphatase DSP1. Gene Ontology annotation, biological process: protein dephosphorylation. The record is from RefSeq and is a predicted model, not a curated record. The coding region runs from base 1 to 951 and encodes 316 amino acids. Gene Ontology annotation, cellular component: cytoplasm. NCBI's taxonomy places the organism in Eukaryota, Fungi, Ascomycota, Sordariomycetes, Glomerellales, Glomerellaceae. The transcript has 3 exons. Gene Ontology annotation, molecular function: inositol diphosphate tetrakisphosphate diphosphatase activity; phosphatase activity.
AUGUAUCUCGAGGACGCAGGCGGCCACCCCGAAGAAGACCCAACCUACAGGCCUGCGCGACGCAAUUCUAAGCAAGACGACCUAAUCCCCCUCGAGCUCUCCGAAAAAUACCAAGCAAAGGGACCCUCGCGACAAGCAUCGCGCGAAUCCGUCGCAACCCUCGACGCCACGAUGGACGUGUACGUACAGAAGCAAGUCAUUCUGUCAGUGGAAGAAGAAUUGUUGAAGGCCGCGAGUGGCGGCGAGAAGGGUGCCGUCCGGCGAGACGAUGGACUGCUUAAGGUCGCGGACCAGCUCCAAGCGCCCCUAGUGGCCCCGAUAUCUCCGGGCAUCGAGCGAGUCCUGCCCAUCGAUGGCCGACCCAUCAAUUUUGGAGUGGUUGUCCCGGGAGUUUACCGGAGUAGUUACCCUAAGCCCGAGGACUUUGGCUUCAUCCGCAACCUCGGACUGAAGUCGAUUGUCACCCUGGUUCAGAAGGACGAUGUAGAUGAGCCUUACACAAAUUUCAUGUCCAGCAAUGGCAUCAGGCAUCAUGUCAUCAACAUGAAGGGCACAAAGAAGGAGGCUAUCCCCCUCCGCACAAUGAAGGCCAUCCUGAGAUUGGUGCUCAACCGCGAGAACCACCCGGUUCUCAUUCACUGCAACCAUGGCAAGCACCGCACUGGUUGUGUGGUUGGCGUGGUCCGCAAGGUGACCGGCUGGGAGCUGACCAACAUUGUGGAUGAGUACCGAACAUACGCCGAACCCAAGGUCAGAGAGAACGAUAUCAAGUACCUCACAGACUUUGACCUAUCAGAUCUCUCCAAUCUGUUCGUCCACGAGGCAAACAUGAGGUUUCGCAUACGCCAUUUCGCGCGGGUCACCCUCUUCAGCGUCUUUGUUGUCUUUGUCUGGCUGCUGUCUGGACAUAGAAUGACAAACACGGCCAGGCGUGUCAAAGACGUGAGGUGA